Molecule: messenger RNA, 1431 nt
Organism: Octopus sinensis (East Asian common octopus)
Lineage: Eukaryota; Metazoa; Mollusca; Cephalopoda; Octopoda; Octopodidae
Product: steroid hormone receptor ERR1-like
Exons: 6
Coding region: 45-1319 (424 amino acids)
Biological process (GO): regulation of DNA-templated transcription
Cellular component (GO): nucleus
Molecular function (GO): zinc ion binding; DNA-binding transcription factor activity; nuclear steroid receptor activity
Source: RefSeq, a predicted model, not a curated record
AACUUAAUUCACUGACAUCAGUUGCUUUUCUGAUUUGUUAAAGGAUGGACCCAGAUUCAGUUAAAUGUGAACCGAAUAGCCCUGUUAGUCAUGGGCGAUGCUCUGUCCAAGUUCUUGAAGAUGGAUUCGUAAGAGAAGUAUUUUCAGAUUACAGUGGUCAUGAUGACUAUGGCUCAGAUCGUUCAUAUCAGGGAGAUAGUGGAGACAAUAUUUCUCCAUGCAGUGCAGACAUUAAACCUGAGUUUAGCUCAAAUGUGAUGAUCUCAGAUCAAGAAAAUCCAGAUGGAUUUAAGAAAGUCUGUUUGGUUUGUGGUGAUGUUGCCUCAGGAUACCAUUAUGGUGUAUCGUCUUGUGAAGCUUGCAAAGCAUUUUUUAAAAGAACUAUUCAAGGUAACAUUGAAUAUUCCUGUCCAGCCAACAGUGACUGUGAAAUAACAAAACGAAGGCGAAAAGCUUGCCAAGCAUGCCGAUUUCAAAAAUGUUUAAGUGUAGGCAUGCUACGAGAAGGUGUUCGAUUAGAUCGCGUUAGAGGUGGUCGACAGAAAUACAAACGGAGUCCUGACUCUCAACCUGGUACCCAAUACCCUAUCCAUCCUCAGACAGUUGUUAAAAAACCUAGCAUUGAACGCUCAGAUAACAAAAUCAUGGAAUCACUACUCGCAAUAGAAGCACAGCUUGAUAAACUAUAUGCAACACCAGAUCCUGAAGUACCUGAAAAUGAGGUGAAGUUUAUGUCCAUUGUAUCAGAUCUAGCUGAUAGAGAAUUAGUCGUUACAAUUAGCUGGGCAAAACAAGUACCUGGUUUUGCCAGUCUCCCACUUGUUGACCAGAUGAAUCUCUUACAACAUUCAUGGCUAGAGAUUCUAUGCCUCAAUCUUGCACAUCGAUCCUGCCCUUACAACCACUUCUUAAAAUUUGCCGAGGACUUCAAAAUCGACCAAGAGCAAGCUGCAAACACAUAUGGUUGCUCACCCAAAAUGGACAACCUUAGUAGAAAAUUGGCCAGCAAAAUAACGAGUCUUGGAGUGACUAAAGAAGAGUAUAUAUUAUUGAAAGCCUUAAUUCUUUGCAAUCCUGAUGUGACUUCUGACAGUAAUGGCUCAGUGAAACAACUUCAAGACAAAUUCCAUGAUACUCUCAUUGAAUAUGUAAAAACAAAGCACACUGGUAACAUGCGUCGGUUGGGUCAUCUCCUUAUGCUUUUACCACACUUAACACAUGUAAAACUGCUGGCAAGACAGUAUUGGUUUGAUGUAAAAAAGGACGGCCGCGUCAUCAUGCACAAGCUGUUUUUAGAGAUGCUGGAAGCUGAUUCUUGAUGUUGCGUAGCUUAUUAAUGUAGCCAAGUUCACCAUGAAUAGUAAUAUACAUAUAUAUAAUAAUAUAUAUAUAUAUAUAUAUAUAUAUAUAUAUAGAUAUAUAUACAAUAUA